Molecule: messenger RNA, 1098 nt
Organism: Pezoporus occidentalis (night parrot)
Lineage: Eukaryota; Metazoa; Chordata; Aves; Psittaciformes; Psittacidae
Gene: SH3BP5L
Product: SH3 binding domain protein 5 like
Exons: 6
Coding region: 1-1098 (365 amino acids)
Biological process (GO): intracellular signal transduction; negative regulation of protein tyrosine kinase activity
Cellular component (GO): cytoplasm
Molecular function (GO): protein kinase inhibitor activity
Source: RefSeq, a predicted model, not a curated record
AUGGAGCAGGGGAUGGAGGCAGGCGACGGGCGCCGAACCCCCCCCGGAUGUGGGGGGACCCCCGUGGGGGAGGGGGGGGCUGAGCCUGAGCCCCCCCCCAAAGCUGUUGGAGAGGAAGAGGAGGAGGAGGAAGAGCUGGAUCCGAGGAUCCAGGAGGAGCUGGAGCAUCUCAACCAGGCCAAUGAGGAGAUCAACCGGGUGGAGCUGCAGCUGGAUGACGCCCGCACCGCGUACCGCCGCAUCCUCUCCGAGUCGGCGCGCAAACUCAACGCCCAAGGCUCCCAACUUGGCCAUUGCAUCGACAAGGCCCGGCCUUACUACGAGGCGCGGCGCUUGGCCAAGGAGGCGCAGCAGGAGACGCAGAAGGCGGCGUUGCGGUACGAGCGCGCCGUGAGCAUGCACAACGCGGCGCGGGAGAUGGUGUUCGUGGCCGAGCAAGGGGUGAUGGCCGGCAAGAACCGCCUGGAUCCUACGUGGCAGGAGAUGCUCAACCACGCCACGGGCAAGGUGAACGAGGCCGAGGAGGAGCGCCUCCGGAGCGAGCGGGAGCACCAACGCGUCACCAACCUGUGCCAAGAGGCCGAGGCCAAGGUGCAGGCCCUACAGAAGAGCCUCAAGAGGGUCAUCGUCAAGAGCAAGCCCUACUUCGAGCUCAAGGCCCAGUUCAACCAGAUCCUGGAGGAGCACAAGGCCCAGGUGACGGCGCUGGAGGCGCGGGUGGCCCGGGCCAAGACCCGUUACGCCGUGGCCUUGCGUAACCUGGAGGAGAUCAGCGAGCAGAUCCACGCGCGCCGCCUGCGCCGCCUCCCGCCGCGCCGUGCCUCCCCCGUGGGCGCCGAAGGCGACGCUCAGCCCCCCGGCUCCGAAUCGGUGCCCGACCCCCAAGGGACCCCUUUAGGGGUGGGGGGAGGCGCCGGGGACACGCUCUCGGUGCUGAGCCUCCAAACCAUCGCUUCGGACCUGCAGAAGUUCGACUCGGUCGAGCACUUGGCCAAGCUCUCGGACGCUGCCAGCCUCGACAGCGAGGAGCUGGGUGAGCCCCAUAGGGCCCGGGGGGCGCCGGGGUACUUGAAGCAUCACCGCAGCGUCAGCCUCUAG